GGGAAAAAGGCCUGCGGGAUGCUCGGGUUCCAUGCAACCCUUCAACACAACGAAUGCUGAUUACCGACCAGAGACGACCCUCGCUGCUACGCCCAUGUGGUAUGGGUGACAUCCGCCUAAUCCAGACUCUCACAGAGUCCUUCAUCGCGCUCUCGGACGAAGUGCAGUCGCUCAUUGACCGCAAGACCAUCUUGGAGCAUAAGCUGCGGUAUGCGCAUGAGCAGUACCAAUAUCUCGCCGACAAGUACGCGCCUGCCGUGCCCGAAGUUUCGGAGACGUUAGCGAAACUACAGCUGUCACCGGGUGUACAGGAUCCCCUGGCGACCGGCGCCUCGGUUGUCCCCUUGCCGAAGCGCGGCGAGACCGGUAGUAGCCAGCACCAGAUUGCGCUGCUGAUCCGGGAGGGCCGCAAAGCUGCAAAGCAGCUCGCGGCUAUUGUAAAUUGUGAAGACCUGGACGUUGGCGGCCGGGAGGCCAAAGAAUCGUCGGCCAGAGAAUCGUCGUCCGUCUCUCCAGGCAUGGAGACUCUGACUUCGACGUCGACGGUCCUCGAAAAGGACUUCACCGUCGAAGGCAAGAAAGGCGCCUUAGCCUGCCCGUUCUCGGCCAAGCCAACUCGAGACGGCGGCCUUGCGGACGGCGCUGAGCGGGUCGACGGUUCUCAGGACCCGGCUGGCGCGACCGAUCCCGGGCGGCAUCAACCUGCUGAUCCUAUUUGCGCUGCUAUGUUCGACGACUCCGCGUCGCCGUCUGCCGCUGUCCCUUCCAAGUGCCCGAUCCGCUUUCUUGACAAGCACUCGCCCGAAGAGAUUGCUCGCUAUCUUGAGACCCACAAGCACGCCAUUCCGCGCAGCCACGAGGUAUGCGUCAGGAGGUAUCAGCGGAACGAGGAGCAGAUACGGAAGCUCGAUGCCAAGUACGGUAAUCUCGUGAACAUGGUCAAAGACCUGAGUCGUAUCCACCAGCCGAUGCUGCCACCGUCGAAGGAAGAGCAGAAUGAAGUCGAUGAGGCUUCGAACAAGAGAGUAGAAGACUGGGCACAGACGGUUGCGGCCGCUGACCCGGGGCCGGAGAAUCAAGCGCCCGUAGACGAAGAGCGGGAAAGUCGAUUCGACCGCCCGAUGAGGGACGUUAGAGUCGGCGAGUCCCCCAGCCGACCCUGGGGGAUCUCCGUGCCCGUGGAGGCGGGCAUCGCGCAGCGACGCGAAGCCUCUCCACCUGCGCCUGCCCAGGAACAAGCCUUGCCGAAGCCAGCGGCAGCGACAGCAAGCAGAUGCCCCUUCGACCAUUCUAAGGUGUUCGGGGGAGCCGUAAAGCAGGAGGAUGCCGCAAACGCUCCAGUGGAGCAGAAGGCCAUGCCAUCCAAAGAAACACCCGCAUCGAGCAGACCGCAGCCUACAUUUAUCAACGUCCCUGGAACGGCCGGACCGGCGGCGGACAGGGGCGACCGCCCGCCGGUUGUCUUUAACAUACGUGGCCCAGUCUUCAUAGGGUACCCUAUGGAGCAGGCGAUUGAGUUCAUGAAGCAAUUCCAGGGGCAUUGAUUGGUCUCUUAAACCAUGGGUUGGCAUAUUUGGUUUCAUGUUUCUACAGGCAUCGCAAAGCAAGGAGUUAGGGAGUGCAUAGCGAGAGAUACCUGUCGGCCAUCACGAGCGUCUGGUAGAGAACUACCAUAAGCCGUGCUUCGAAGCAAUAUUAUACCGUUUCCCUCCAGACUGAGUGUAUGGAGAAGGGUCUAUAGCCGCCGUCUAUCCCAGAUCCUAGGCGCCAACCGUGUGAAAUAACACAUCU
Thermothielavioides terrestris NRRL 8126 is the source of this 1791-nucleotide messenger RNA. RefSeq lists its product as uncharacterized. The transcript is spliced from 2 exons. The record is from RefSeq and is a predicted model, not a curated record. Bases 102 to 1544 code for a protein of 480 amino acids. Lineage: Eukaryota; Fungi; Ascomycota; Sordariomycetes; Sordariales; Chaetomiaceae.